Molecule: messenger RNA, 1057 nt
Organism: Panicum virgatum (switchgrass)
Lineage: Eukaryota; Viridiplantae; Streptophyta; Magnoliopsida; Poales; Poaceae
Product: transcription repressor OFP13-like
Exons: 1
Coding region: 125-883 (252 amino acids)
Biological process (GO): negative regulation of DNA-templated transcription
Source: RefSeq, a predicted model, not a curated record
UCCUUUAAAACCAAGCUGCAAAGCCCCUCCGCCGUGUCGCACCCCAAGUUUUUAAGGCACGCACCAACCUUUCCUACUAGAUCCUUCAGAACCCCUCCGGUUCACCUCGAUCCCUGCUGCGGCAAUGGUGACCAGGAGGCUGCCCCUGAGCUCCCUCUUCCAUGGCAAGGCAAGGGACACCUCGCCGUCGCGGCCUCCUCCCGCUACCUGGCCGUGGCCGUCCAGCAAGAACACGUGCACGCAGUCCGCCCGCGCCGCGCAGCCGCCGGCGGGCGCCAGGACCGUCGCCUCCAUCGUCCUCGACUCCGCCGAGUCCUCCUUCACGGCCUCCUCCGCGCGGCAGGACUGCUCCGACAGCCUCUCCACGGCGUCCGACGCGUCGGCGUCGGCGGCGCCGGUGGCGGCGUGCGACGAGGAGGAGGCGGACGACGCCGUCGUGCGGGGGAUCCGCUCCGACCGUCUCCUCUUCGACCCGCCGCCGGGCGCGUCGGCCACGAGCUCCAUCCUCGAGGAGAAGGCCGGGUGCGCGGGCGCUCGCGGCGGCGGCGGCGACGAGGAGGAGGAGGCGUUCGGCGACGCCGUGGCGGUCGCGUUCGAGUCGGCGGACCCGUACGAGGACUUCCGGGCGUCCAUGGAGGAGAUGGUGGCCGCGCACGGCGUCGGCGACUGGGGCUGGCUCGAGGAGAUGCUGGGGUGGUACCUCCGCGCCAACGACAGGGACACGCACUGCGCCAUCGUGGCGGCGUUCAUCGACGUCGUCGUCGCCAUAUCCGACCCAGCUCGCGAGGCGUGCUCUUCCCAAAACUCUUCCUGUACGUUUGCGGCGGGUGAGCUGGAGGAGGCCGAGAGGGGUAGUAAACCUGCUGGGGUACUCACCGUGUGAUGACUGAUGACUGAUGACUGAUGAGCUCGGCUGUCGUUGGAUUAUUUAAUAGGCUCCGUUGAAACCAACCUUCGUAGUUUGGCUGGCGUACGUGAUCUAAUCGUGCUAGAAUGGUAGAGUUCUAUAUAUAGCGCGUAUUAGCCUAGGUUUAUUUACUGCCUGACUGGAUGCUUA